Onthophagus taurus is the source of this 1433-nucleotide messenger RNA. Its product is annotated as zinc finger TRAF-type-containing protein 1 homolog. Gene Ontology annotation, cellular component: nucleus. The record is from RefSeq and is a predicted model, not a curated record. Lineage: Eukaryota; Metazoa; Arthropoda; Insecta; Coleoptera; Scarabaeidae.
CAGUAAACGAACACAUACACAGCAAGUAAAAUACCAAAAACGAAUUAUGUCAGAAUCUGAGGCAGCGAGCUCUAGUACCGAGGGCGUGGUGGAGUCCGCGGAAAUCGUUGAAAAGAUGGAAGAGUUCGCUGAGCCCGAAGCGAAACGUCGAAAAUUGGGCAAAAAUGAAUUACAGCAAGAUGAGAAAAAGGAUAAACUCGAGGAACGAUUAGGCGGCAUUUUGUGCUGCGCAGUUUGCUUAGAUUUACCAAGGGCCGCUGUUUAUCAGUGUAACAAUGGUCAUUUGAUGUGCGCUGGUUGCUUCACUCACCUUCUCGCCGAUGCUCGACUUCGCGAUGAAAUGGCAACCUGUCCAAAUUGUCGGGUUGAAAUCAGUAAAACGGUUGCUACUAGAAAUUUAGCAGUGGAAAAAGCAGUUUCUGAAUUACCAUCCGAAUGCCAGUAUUGUGGAAAAGAAUUUCCAAGGAAUUCAUUGGAAAGGCAUGAAGAUUUAUUCUGCGAAGAAAGAAUAUCUGGUUGUAAAUUCAGUCGUAUUGGUUGUCCUUGGAGGGGUCCUCUCCAUGAGACGCGCCAACAUGAACUGGAAUGUACUCAUCCUCAUCGUAGUGGUGCUGAAGUUAUGGAGGCUCUUCAGGUUAUUGAUCAGCAAGUUGCUGAUGAAAGGAGAUUGUAUGAAAAUAUAUUUGAUCUUCUUGGAUAUGAAAAAAUUACGUUUAAUGAUCUUCAAUUAAAACCAUAUCGUACAGACGAAUUUGUGCAUCGUCUUUUUUACGAAACAUCCCGAUUUUCGGCUUUUAACAAUCAAUGGGUUGUUAAGGCGAGAAUAAAUAACAGUCAAAAGGAUCCAACUCAAAGUACAGAAAGAGAUAUUAGUUAUCAGUUGAUUUUAAAAACAAAAACAACUUCACCGUUAAGUAUACACUACGUGAUUCUGCGAGGACCUUUCGGCGAUAUGAAAAUAAAUCCAAGAAUUCAUCGUUUUGAUUUCUCAGAGCAAGAAAAUGAAAGUCCAUAUGUACCACUUUCUUUGCCGGAUACGGCGGAAUGUAAUCGUCUUCUUUCCGCUAAGACUAUUAAUUUUAGAUUGAUUAUGUUUUUGGCGUCAAAAUAAAAUGAUUAUAUCGAAAUUGAAAUUCGGUAAAUGAAAGGAAACAUUAAAUGUAAUCGCGUCGAUAUUAUUAUUAAUUAUUUUCGCUUUCGAAGACAGUAUUUCUUCUUCUAACAUUUUUUUUUGUUGUUAAUUUUUUUUUUUGUGUCACUUUGAAGAGAUCUGUAUAACACAUAGAAUGAAUCUCACCUUUUUUAUAUACGCCUAAAAAGAUUAAGAAAAAGAAAAAUGAAAUUAUGUAGUGUUAGUGAUUAAGCUGGAGAAAAAUUUAAAAUAUUGAAAAAUUGAUUUAUUUACGUAGAAAAAAAUCUUUCUUUCGUUUUUG